AUGGAGGAAACGGCGGAGCAGGAGGCUGUUUCUCUCGGUGGGGGGAAGCACAGGAUCCUUGCAGAGCUUGGUCGCGUCCAACAGGAAGUCACAUUCUUGGAGACAGAGUUGGAAGAGCUCGAGCAGACUGAUAAUGUAUCCUCCGUGUGUGACGAGCUGCUCCGUGUCAUCGAGAAAGCACCGGACCCUCUGUUGCCACUAACCACUGGACCUUUGAACUUAUUAUGGGACCGGUGGUUUGAAGGACCUAAUGGAGGAGAAGGCUGCAGAUGCUUUAUACUUUGA
Messenger RNA from Microthlaspi erraticum, 285 nucleotides. The record is from the annotation of a GenBank genome assembly. Lineage: Eukaryota; Viridiplantae; Streptophyta; Magnoliopsida; Brassicales; Brassicaceae.